CCAUGGCGGUCUCCGGUCCAGUUCUGUGUCUCUUCGACGUAGAUGGGACUCUGACGGCCCCACGACAGAAAAUUACCAAAGAAAUGGAUGACUUUCUGCAAAAAUUGAGGCAGAAGAUCAAAAUUGGAGUGGUAGGCGGGUCGGACUUUGAAAAAGUGCAGGAGCAGCUGGGAAGUGACGUGGUUGAAAAAUAUGAUUAUGUGUUUCCAGAAAAUGGCUUGGUAGCAUACAAAGAUGGGAAACUCUUGUGUAAACAGAAUAUUCAAGGUCACUUGGGUGAGGCCCUUAUCCAGGAUGUCAUCAACUACUGCCUGAGCUACAUCUCAAAGAUUAAACUCCCAAAGAAGAGGGGUACUUUCAUUGAGUUCCGAAACGGGAUGCUGAACGUGUCACCCAUUGGACGAAGCUGCACCCAAGAAGAACGCGUUGAGUUCUUUGAACUCGAUAAAAAAGAGAAUAUCAGAGAGAGAUUCGUUGCAGACCUGAGGAAAGAGUUUGCAGGAAAAGGCCUCACGUUCUCCAUAGGAGGCCAGAUCAGCUUCGAUGUCUUCCCUGACGGCUGGGAUAAACGCUACUGCCUCAGACACGUGGAAGCUGACGGCUUUAACACCAUCUAUUUCUUUGGAGACAAAACCAUGCCGGGUGGGAACGACCACGAGAUCUUCACGGACCCCCGGACCCUGGGCCACACGGUGACGGCGCCCGAGGACACGCGCAGGAUCUGCCAGGGCCUCUUCUUCUGA
Messenger RNA from Elephantulus edwardii (Cape elephant shrew), 743 nucleotides. It is a transcript of the gene PMM2, whose product is annotated as phosphomannomutase 2. Gene Ontology annotation, cellular component: cytosol. The record is from RefSeq and is a predicted model, not a curated record. NCBI's taxonomy places the organism in Eukaryota, Metazoa, Chordata, Mammalia, Macroscelidea, Macroscelididae. The transcript has 8 exons. Gene Ontology annotation, biological process: protein N-linked glycosylation; mannose metabolic process; GDP-mannose biosynthetic process. Bases 3 to 743 code for a protein of 246 amino acids. Gene Ontology annotation, molecular function: phosphomannomutase activity.